AUUAGUUGCAUGCAACCAAACGCGCAGCUACAACAACAACAACAAGAUGGGAAAGUGAAAAUGAUUUUUUUUAUUAUUAUUUAAUCGCGUUCAUGUAAAAUACGUGGUAUAAUUAUGGAGUUGGUUUACAGUAUUGAUACUCUGCAAAAACCGUUCUUCCAGGACUGGAUUUCUGAGGAGAGAGCAUGUCUUUGUCUGUCCUGCAAAAACAUCCUCGCAAUUUGCAAACAUUCGGAAAAUGAAAUCAGCUCUCAUUUCAACCGCCACUAUGAGGUGGUUGUGAUUGACAUUGACAAGCCCUGGGAGCCUCAUCUCGUUACCACAAUAACCCAGCAGCUCCUCCAUAUAGCAUGGGACACGACGGGGCGACAGCUGCUGCUUAUAGACACAGAGGGGCAGUGUCAUCUUUGGAACAUGAAGGACCACCUGUUGAACCAGUGGGAGUGUGUGGGCUCCUUGCCAGCUGCAGGAGAGGAGGUCCUGGCAGUCAUGUGGUUCCACAACGGACUGCAGAUCAUAUUUGAUCCUGACAAACGCAACGAAACUCAAUAUGUUGAGAAGUAUGUAAGGAACAUGCGCUUCACGCCCUCCCUAUCACAGUUUGGGGGAAGUUUUGUGGAGGGAUUUGUGUAUGUCACUGCUUCUGGAAUGGUGCGUGUAGGUGUUAAGCAGCCAGAUGGCGCCCUGAUAUCUAUGACAGAGAACCUAGCGCCCAGCCAUCUCCGACAAGUGACGGCCGACAUCGCCAACACAGAGAACGGUGAGAUCAUGAUAGCUACCAGUGAUGGCCAGCUGUCCUCAGGCAUCCAGUGCUUCCUGGUGACCGUGAAGUUGUCUGGCAGCAACAUCAGCAUCCAGAGCCGGAAUGGAGCCAGUCUGUACACGAAAACCCAGCAGGAGAGCAGCUCUGACGUAUCCCAUACAAGAAUCAGCAAAGUGAUGUUCAUGAACUCUGAGAGCAGUGACACACUGUUUGUGAGCAGCGGGUCCUCAAGCCAAAGCAGUCUGGAGGUAUGGCAGCUCCUGGAGCAAAUGUUGCCACAGCACAAGAUGUUCUCCCUAAACUCAGGCCCCUACGCAACCAUCAAGACCCACAAGUGGAUGCACAAGGCCACCCUGCCCCACCCCUCCCAGCUGUCAUGCCUGGCCGGUCCCAGGUUGCCCAUGUCCCGCAACGUGGGAGAGAUGAGUGGUUUCCUACCUUAUAUAGCCACAGCAUAUAGGGAUGGAACCAUACAGCUGAUUCAUAGAUACACUUUUCAGGUCAUUUCUACGGCCAGCAUGGAUCAGCUGUGUCAGCAGUUGCAGAGCUCUCCCAGGAAGGAGGAGAAGAAGUUGAAGCUCUCUCUGCAUUUGUCUGCCCUUCAGCAGACAGGAAGUGGCUGUGGCAUUGUGGGAUUGCAUGAUGGGCGUGUGUACUUGUUCCGGACAUAUAACGGGACUCGAGACAGUGUGAUGCAGUUGCCGCCUACUAGCGUUGUGCUACUGCUGGAGUACGCCAUGAUCACUGGGCAGGACUGGUGGGAUGUGUUUCUAGCUGUCAGGCAAGGCAUGACAAUGAAUAUCUGUCAGAUGUUGACAGACAACUUCAACAAGCAGGUGCACGUGAUGCAGGACUAUGUGUUCAUGAGGCUGCUCAGCAUGAGAAUGGGACUCUUCUGUAUAUACAGCCCCGGCCAUCAGAAGGCGGUGGACUUCCACACUCAGCUGGUUCUGCAUUCUAUCGCUAACAUGAUCAAGGGAAUUCUUAAACCUCGCUAUGUCACAGCCAAUGACAAGGGCCCUGCUGAAAAGAUUGCGGCCCUGGUGAACAAGCAGACUGACGGAGACAUAGAGCAGGUGCUCACGAAGAUGGACACUGACGAAUUCCAUGUGGACGCCAAGCGCAGGGAUCAGGCAGAAUUGCUGCUGUGCAGCAUUCAGCCCCUGAUCCAGUGGGUGUCAGACCUGUGUCUGCUGCUGCUCAGCUCGGCCCCAUUGUUCCAGACCAUGACCGUGUUCCCUGGCUCCUCCCUCCUACAGGACUCCACCUCCCUGAACCAGCUGAGGGAGCUCCUUGUGAUCUUCAAGAUGUGGAGCCUGCUACACCCAGCCUGCGCACCCGUGUUCACCACAAUGUCCUCAAAUAUUGACAUCCUGAAGCUCCUCUACAAGCUGCUGACAAGGGCCUGGCUGCUGAGGAAGGAGGGGAGGAGUGUGGAGUUUGAGGAUGGGCUGUUAGACGAGUGCAGUGUGCUGCCCAGUAAGGUCCUCAUUCCCAGCUUGAGUCAGAGUUUCCGUAUGGACAGCAGCGGUUUUACUGUCUUCACUCAGAAUUUGCCGGUCUCAUUCAAGUUUGACGAAGAGCCAGCAUAUUUGUAUCAGAAGAAAGUCAGUGACGGGAAUCGUAACACUGUGGAUGUCGGUUUCUCGAAUCGCCAACAUCAUGACAUAGUGCGACAGAUACAUCUCGGCACGCAGAUGUCUGGCAAGAUGCGUCAGUGUACACGGUGUGGCAGCAAGUCUCUGCUGCAGACUAUUGGCAAGACUCAGAUAGUGAAGUCGUGGGAGGCUCGAUGGACCAGCAACUGUCUCUGCAUGGGCCACUGGAAACUGAGCCAGACAUAAACAUGGGGACUUACGUAAUUGAAAAAUGAAUAUGUGGGUUGCUGGUUUUGCAGCUGCAGUGGUCAACAUGAACACAUGCCUGAAAGAUCUGCAUUAAAAAAUGUUGAACCUGCUUGCUCAUUUUCUCAGUUUUUUUUAGACAGGUUGAUAACAUGUUCUUACUUAGCAGAAAUAGAGAAUUGUGGUUGUCUUGUUCAGAUGACUAUGUUAGAAAAUGCAAUUGUGUUAAAUAUUUUUGCCAGCUGUUUUUGGGCAUUAAAGGGGCCUUUUCACAGAUUUUGGCAUAUUUUGAAGUUUGUCAUUAAAUGCUUUAUAUUGAUAAAUGUAAACAUAGGAUCUUUAAAGCUCCAGUAAAAAAUCAAGAAUAAAAUUAAAAAAAGGAAAAAAAAGUAGCCGGUACCAGGGCUCGAACCAGUGACCCCCGGAGUCCUGGAGUUAUUCUGAAGUAAAAAUGCAUUAGCCCUCUCGGCUAUUCCGCCGGGUAUACACAGAUUAAGUAUUUUAUACCUUAUAUAAGCAAUCUUCGUAGUUUCGUAAAUUUAAACGACAACAACAGAACUCUCCAAAUUAUUCAAUCGUUUCGCGUUGCGACGCUUUAUACCUUUUAGGUUUUCAAAUCGUCAAAAGAUACAUAUAAUGGCUAUAUUGGACUAUGGUAAAUGUUCAGUAAUACUGUUUCCUCACUAAUAUCAUAACUAAAACGAAAAUUUGCGAAUCUGAAACAACUUUCAAUUUUGUCAAUUUACCAAACCGUGAAAAGAUCCCUUUAAUGAUUGAAAAGGUUUGUCAUUUGAACUUGUUGAUGACGAUUGUGGUCUCAUUACCUGAACAUCAGUAUGUCUGAAUGUUAUACCACUGUAUCAAUAGAAUAAAGAGCAGGUUCAAUAAGAUGAUAAUCAGUUUUUAGCUCACCUGAGCGAUAGCUCGGGGUGAGCUAUUGUGAUCACUCAGCGUCCGGCGUCCGUCCGUCCGUCUGUAAACAAUUUGUAAACAUCUUCUUCUACUAAACCAUUGAGCCAAUUUCAACUAAAUUUCAUGUGGAGCAUCCCUAGGUCAUGGGACAAAAGAAUUGUUAAAAAAAAAUUGAUCACAUAACCAAGAUGGCCGCCAUGACCAUAUAUGGUAAAAACCUUAAAAAAUCUUCUUGUCAGAAACCGCUCAUCAGAUUUUCAAAAAAUUUCACAGGGAUGACCUUUGAAGGCUCCCCUGAAAAAGUUGUUCAAAGAAAUUUGAUUCGUCAAAAAACAUGGCCGCAGGAGCUCGUUGAACUUUGCAUGUUUAUUCGUUUUUGCCUAUUUUGUGAAAACUUUCAUUUGAAUGGUAAUUUAAGAAUGCAUACGCGGACAACAGGGCACACUCUGAACAAUAUUACUGAAGCAACUGGUCUGUAAUCCUAAAUCUAUAAUUAUCAGUCCAAUGAAACAUCAUCCUUUUAGUAAAAUACAGUGAAUCAGUAAAAAUAUUAUCAGAAUAUGAGAUUUUUUGUAUAUUUUGUAUGUUAAAUAUUGUGUUAAUGUUUAAUUUUGUUAAUUAAUAUAAAUAUAAGCAGGACAAGGGAGGUAAUACACUACAGGGGAAACAAAUGCAAUAAGUUUAAAUUUAUUGUUACAGAUUUGCCUCCCUUGUAAUAUAUUUAAAUUUUACCAAAUGUAAGGCUAACUGCAUUUUUGUAAUGCAUACUACUACUACUACUACUACUACUACUACUACUACUACUACUGCUACUACUGCUGCUGCUGCUGCUGCUGCUGCAGCUGCUGCUGCUGCUGCUGCUGCUACUACUACUACUUCUACUUCUACUACUACUACUACUACUACUACUACUACUACUACUACUUCUACUGCUACUACUACUACUACUACUACUACUACUACUACUACUACUACUACUACUGCUCUACUACUACUACUACUUCUACUACUACUACUACUACUACUACUACUACUACUACUACUACUACUACUACUACUACUACUUCUUCUUCUUCUACUACUACUACUACUACUACUACUACUACUACUACUACUACUACUACUACUACUACUACUAUUUCUUCUGCUACCCUCACCGCCACCACCUACUACUACUACUACUCUAUUACUACUACUACUACUACUACUAAAACUACUACUACUACUACUACUACUACUACUACUACUAUUUCUUCUUUCACCACCACCACCACCACCACCAUUCACAGUGACAAAAAACGUAUUCACAAAAUGGCUGCUACUACAACUUAUAGCCCAUAUAGGGGGGCAUGCAUGUUUUACAAACAGCCCUUGUUAUUUUGAACUCCACCUUCCCAGAAUAGUUUAGUUCCUUUGGGUCUCAGGUGAGCGCCUUAGGGCCCAUGGCCCUCUUGUUUAUUAAAACAACCACUUUUUUACAAUCUUAUUGCAGAAACAAAGUGGGUUUUAUUGUUGAAUCUGCUUGCAAUCAGCUGAAUAUUGCUGUGAAAAUGGCAGUUUCAUGUAUUUGGAUGCAUGUGUUGGUGCGAUCUUGUUUGGACUUAUUCAGGCUAUUAUGAAAAAACUUAACAUAAACAAUCACCAUUCGUGAAUGAGUUGCAGUGUGCAAAACUUGUGUCCUUUCUCAAGGUCAAGGUCACACGGGUUAUUAAUAAAAUGGGGGUUAUUUAGUACAUUUUACAAUAAUUGGUCAAAACUAAUCACCUUAUGAAGAUGUGUGGCAUAAAACCCAAAGCAUGCUUAUAGAUGACAGUCACACUUCCUGAUCAAAUAUGUGUAAGUCUUGUUCCAUUAGAAUUGUUUAUUUUAAGAAAUGUGUUGAUUUUCAAUUAUGAGUUACUUAAGUCAGCUUGUAUGUGAGGUCAAAUAUGCCUUUAAGUCAAUAAAAGAUUUUAAAAGUG
Molecule: messenger RNA, 5480 nt
Organism: Dreissena polymorpha
Lineage: Eukaryota; Metazoa; Mollusca; Bivalvia; Myida; Dreissenidae
Product: mediator of RNA polymerase II transcription subunit 16-like
Exons: 12
Coding region: 115-2607 (830 amino acids)
Biological process (GO): positive regulation of DNA-templated transcription
Cellular component (GO): mediator complex
Molecular function (GO): protein binding
Source: RefSeq, a predicted model, not a curated record